Molecule: messenger RNA, 1548 nt
Organism: Momordica charantia (bitter melon)
Lineage: Eukaryota; Viridiplantae; Streptophyta; Magnoliopsida; Cucurbitales; Cucurbitaceae
Product: 5'-3' exonuclease family protein
Molecular function (GO): 5'-flap endonuclease activity; 5'-3' exonuclease activity; DNA binding
Source: RefSeq, a predicted model, not a curated record
UUGGAAAACCGGGAUUCAGAAUCAGAUUCACUCACAUUGAGCGAACAGUAAACAAAAAUUCUUCAACUGAGCCCUUCCCGCCUUUCUUCUUCAUUGGCAGUUCGCAAAUGGGCAUUAAGGGUUUAACCAAGCUCUUAGCCGACAAUGCCCCCAAAGGCAUGAAGGAGCAGAAGUUCGAAAGCUAUUUCGGCCGCAGAAUCGCAAUCGAUGCUAGCAUGAGUAUUUAUCAAUUUCUUAUUGUCGUCGGAAGAAGUGGGACUGAGAUGCUCACCAACGAAGCUGGUGAAGUCACUAGCCAUUUGCAAGGGAUGUUUAACCGGACAAUAAGGCUUCUCGAAGCUGGGAUUAAGCCAGUCUAUGUCUUUGAUGGAAAGCCUCCUGAUUUGAAGAAACAAGAACUUGCAAAACGUUAUUCAAAGAGAGCAGAUGCUACUGAGGACCUUGCAGAUGCAAUGGAGGCUGGCAACAAGGAGGACAUCGAGAAAUUCAGUAAAAGGACGGUGAAGGUUACGAAACAGCACAAUGAAGACUGUAAAAGACUCUUGAGACUCAUGGGAGUGCCUGUGAUCGAGGCUCCCUCUGAAGCAGAGGCACAAUGUGCCGCACUUUGCAAAUUAGGAAAGGUUUAUGCUGUGGCUUCGGAAGACAUGGAUUCGCUAACAUUUGGAUCUCCCAAAUUUCUUCGUCAUUUAAUGGAUCCUAGCUCAAGGAAGAUUCCGGUUAUGGAAUUUGAAGUUGCGAAGAUUUUGGAGGAGCUGAACCUUUCCAUGGACCAAUUUGUCGAUUUGUGCAUUCUUUCUGGAUGUGAUUAUUGUGACAGUAUCCGAGGUAUAGGGGGGCAGACUGCCCUAAAGCUUAUACGUCAACAUGGGUCUAUAGAAACUAUAUUAGAGAACAUAAAUAAAGAGAGGUACCAAAUUCCAAAUGAUUGGCCUUAUCAAGAGGCUCGACAGCUUUUUAAAGAACCACUAGUGUGUACAGACGAAGAGCAGCUUGACAUUAAGUGGACUACUCCAGAUGAAGAAGGCUUGCUAACAUUUUUGGUGAAUGAGAAUGGGUUCAACAGCGAUAGAGUGACGAAGGCAGUGGAGAAAAUCAAAGCAGCUAAGAACAAGUCGUCACAGGGCCGGUUGGAGUCAUUUUUCAAGCCUGUAACUAAUCCUUCAGUACCCAUUAAGCGAAAGGAGACGUCAGAAAAGCCCACCAAACAAGCAGUAACUAAGAAAUCAAAGUCUGGUGGUGGUAAAAGAAAGUAGUCGAGUUGGUUGCAUCGCCACUGUCAAAUUAGUUUAUCGAACUUGAUGUUUUGAGUAAGAUUUGUUUGAUAAGUUUUCGUUGCCUUCAAUUCUAGGACAUAGUUGCAUAUUAUAUGACAAUAAUUUUAUUGUAUUGAUUUGGCCUCGGUUGUGCAACUUAGGAGGUAGUUCUUUGGGUAUCUGUGGAAGGAUCGAGGAACCAAUCAUGGUUGUAGAUGCCUUACGUAACUAAAUAUCUAUCAAAAUUUCAAGAUACAUUCCCUCUCUGGAAUGAAGAUUUUGUUCCUUCUCU